Messenger RNA from Ostertagia ostertagi, 537 nucleotides. The record is from the annotation of a GenBank genome assembly. NCBI's taxonomy places the organism in Eukaryota, Metazoa, Nematoda, Chromadorea, Rhabditida, Trichostrongylidae.
CAUUAUGACUCUAAAGGUUUCCCAUCAGCUGGCAUUCUGCCAUUUCUGCAUUCGUUUCUUUGCUCGUUUUCCAACACAUGUCAUCGAUCGCCAACGACCGGUGACGAAAUGCAGUAUAUCCACAAUUCUACGGCGAAAAACGAAUCAAUAAUUGUUGAUCUCUUCUACUACUCGUCUCAGCAGCUGGAAUGGAUCGGUGAAAACCCGUCUGAGUUUUCGCAACUACUCGAUGCUUUCACUCGGGUUAUUAAAAUCCUUGCCCGGAUAAACAGCACGGCAGUCGAACUACCUCGACUUAAUCAGUUCUUUCAACCAUCGGUGAAUGUCGAACAGAACCUGGUGGAUUUGGGCCUGACUCGAAGUGCCUCAGCCGCUUUGGCCGGUUCCACAUUAACGCCGAAUUUCUUUUGGGAAAUGAUCAAUUAUGUUAGCGAAAUCCGCGCCCAAUCGACAGUUCUUCCAUUUCUGGCAUUUCAAACUGUCCCGAUACUUUGCAACGAGAUUAAAUUCAACAGCAGCUUCAUAUUACCACCUAAG